This is a messenger RNA of Hipposideros armiger (great roundleaf bat), 1726 nucleotides long. RefSeq names its product transmembrane protein 140 (gene TMEM140). The coding region runs from base 233 to 805 and encodes 190 amino acids. The transcript is spliced from 2 exons. The record is from RefSeq and is a predicted model, not a curated record. NCBI's taxonomy places the organism in Eukaryota, Metazoa, Chordata, Mammalia, Chiroptera, Hipposideridae.
GCUGUUUCCUCACUUGGGCACCCACUGCAGACGUAAGUCGGCCUUCAGCUCAGGACUGUAUCUAUCUGCCAUCCCACUCUCCGCUGUCCUGUUCCUGGAGCCUGACAGCCAGCCAGCCAGCCAGCAAGAGGCAUCAACCGAACCUGAUUUCCUGCUCUUCCUUUUUACAAGUUUCUGUGGGUUCUGCAACUUCUGUUUGUACCCGGGAGAGCGGCCCUGCGAAGGACAGAAGAUGACCAUCCCAGUGCCAAAGCGAGGUGACCAGCUGCUGUUCAUCGGCAUCCUGACCCUGACGGCCACGGUCAUCUCCCUGCUGUUCUACGCUCUCCUCUGGAAGGGCGGCAACCUCACUGACUUGCCCCACCUGAGGCUGGGCUUCUACAACUUCUGCCUGUGGGACGAGGGCUCAGGCUCACUGCACUGCUACCAGUUCCCUGAGCUGGAGAAACUGGGGGUGUCUCAGAUCGCCAUGGGCCUGGCCAGGCUUGGCGUGUACGGGGCCCUCGUCCUCACCCUGUUUGUCCCCUUGCCUCUCGUCCUGGCCUGGUGCAAAAGUAAUAGGGGCGAGUGGCAGCUGGCGGUGGGCUUCCUGGCGGUGGCGUCCGUGCUGCUGGCCGGCGGCCUGGGCUGCUUCCUCACCUGCGUCUGGAAGUGGGUCAGCCUCUGCCUCCUGGGCUCCGGCUUUCUGGCUCUGAGCAUCGCCCAGGUCUUACUCCUCCUCCUGCUUAUGGCCACAGCUGUUUUCCCUCAGAAGGCAUUGAAGGACAAGAACAAGCCUGAGAGCUGGUCUUGUCUAAAGGCCUGAUAGCAAGCGCUGCUCAGAGAAGGUGCCAGAGAAUUCACGGGCUAGUGUCUUCUCAGCCGUCUGUUUCGUAGCUAAUGCUGAUUUCAGCCUCUAGCAUUUCAGCUGAUUUCAUAGCUAAUGCUGAUUUCAGCCCCCACCGGAGGGGGCAGGGCAUCCUGGUGUCAAGGAGGCUAAGGCAGCAAGGUCAGGACACCUGCAGCUUCUUAGUGCAGGGUUGUCCUUUGGGACUUCUGAGGCUCCCAAGGACACUCUAAAACCACAUAGCUCAUUGUCAUGAAAAUUCCUGCUUUAAUUAACUGUUCCGAGCAAGCCAUUGUUACUAUAGUCUCAGGAUCGGGGGAUGAAGAUUCCUAUCACCGGGCCAGAUUUCCAGCAGGAGCAGCCAAAUGCCAAACCGAAGCCCAGUGAAGGUUAGUGGCAACAAAUGGCGAACAGAGAGGAAGUGCACCUCAAUGUCCUCGGAACCCUGGUUAGCACGCUGCCCCUCUCCGUCCCUGGUGGGUGGGAUGAGCCCCUCCUGUGUCACCACUCCAAAGGCCCAGGAGGGAUCGCCAAGGGAGUCAGUGAAGACAGGACACGUGGCGGCUGCAGGUUCCCUGAAUAAGGCCCCUGAACUUGAAACCUGACAGCACAGGGGAGUCAGCGGGCAAAUCAUUCCUAAAGUGGGACCUGGAAGUUCGGAAGCACACACCAAAUGCUAGGCAGGGAGGAAGGUGAACAGGCCUGAAAGUUGCCACAUACACACCAUCGCUGCGCCCCUCCACUGCUCAGCCCAGAAUUAGAAAGGAGAUAAACACAACCUGUGUAUUGGGACUUCUGUGUAUUUUGUCAGCACCUGUGUAUUGGAAAACCUAUACAGCAAACGGUCAGUUCAUUGUAUGCCUGUCAAGAGCCACGCGGCAAUAAAGACAGAAAUAUAGA